AAAGAAGCUUUUGAGGGUAAAUAUAACGAAGCUGCUGAGUCCAUGGAGAUAAUGGCUAUUGAUAAAGAAGUGGCUGAAGAAAAAGCUGAUCAGUUGCAACAAGAGGUUAAUAUGUUGAAAGAAAAGAUUGAAGAAAUUAGUGUAGAUUUAACUGUGUUUAAAAAACAUGAGAGCGUUACAAGCGAAUCGGAAGCUGAACUAAAUAAAAAGCUUAAGGGUUUAGAAAAAGAAUUGUCAUCUCUUCAAGAUAUUCAAAUGCAACGCGAUCAAAUGAAAAACCAAUUGGAUGCUGCUGAAAUUGCCAUUGAAGAUUUAAAGAGUCAGUUAGAUGAUGUCAUGCAUAAUGCAGAUAUGCUUGAACAACUUACUCAAACAAAUCUGAUGCAAGGAGAGCAAAUUGAAGAAAUGAAAAAUACCAUUGAAGAUCUUGAAGCUCUAAAAGAAUUAAAUGAUGAACUUGAAGAAUCUCAUAUUGAAAAUGAGAAGCAGCUUCAGGAAGAAAUUGAUCGCAAAGAUAUGCAAAUUCGUGAAUAUAAAAGACGCAUUGAGUCAACAGAUGAAGCAAAUGCAGAUUAUGAAAACACGAUCUCCAAUUUCCGUGAACUUGUUGCUACAUUGCAAAGUGAUUUGGAACAGUUCCGUCGAAAAGAAGAAAAUCAAAAUUCAGGAACAGAAAAUCUUGGCAGUGAAUCUCAAAAAAUGCAUGAUCUAAGAAUUAAAUUAACUACCACUGAACUUAAAAAUCAAGCAAAACAGAUUGAUCUGGAACUUCGAAAAUUGGAUGCCAUACAAGCAACUGAAAAUUUGGAAUAUGUUCAGCCUUACUUACCUGAUACCUUUAUCCGUACCGAAAAUGAUUCAAUUCUUUGUUUACUAUUGUUAAAAAGACUCGUAUUCAAAUCAGAUUUAAUUAUUAAGCAGAUUGAUCAGAAGCAUAAUAUUGCAGAAAAAUUAAACACUGUUGUUCCAGAACAAUUAAUUGCAGUCUGCGAUCUACGACAAAAAUUAGCGUGGUUUUCUAGUUUGUCUCAGCGCUUUGUUACUUUCAUAAACGGUUGCCCAGUUGAAACCUUUUUAAAGAUGGGUCAAGUCUAUCAUGAUCUUAUUGGAACGGAGCGUCGUAUAAAUUCAAUCGUGGAUUUGUUGAAAAAAGAAGAACUAAAAGAAUCUGAAAAUAUUGAAGUUGUUCAAAGAUCAAUAGCGCAAUUAGAACACUUGGCAGAAAUAUAUCUUUCCAACACUAAAUUAGAUGAGGCUGAUAAACAUUAUUCUUGUGCCAGAGCAUUGGAUUUCAAUUCUGAUACUAUUGCAGUGACUCUUGGUCAUUUAAAACAAGCUGUUGCAACAGCAUGUAAAGAUGAAGAAAUUAUUGUAUCCGAUAGCUCUGAAGAAUUUCAUUCUGAAUUUUUCCAACCUUUGCAAGCAUUGGUAACACAAUCUCGGAAUAGUAAAGUCAUGGUCAGGAAAUUGCAUCUUCGUCUUGAUGAAUUGUCCGGAAAAUCUUCCUCUUUGAAAUUCGAUAUUUUGGCGCAAUUUAAGAUGUGCCACUCAUUAAGCACGAAAUUAACAAAUUUCUGUUUUGAGGUUUGGAAGGGUGUUUCGGAUUAUAUUAAUGGAAAGAAGGGCACAAAAGAUGAAUUAAAACUUGCUGGGCUUCAGCAAAUUAUUUACACUGCCACUGAAAGUAUAUUGGGUGUCAACGAAAUGAAGAUGUGGGAAGGGUGUACAAAAUCUUUGCAAAAUUUAUGUCAAGAAAUAGGCAAUCUAAAUAAUGUUGUUAACGAUCCUGAUAAUGCGGAAAAUGUAUCUAAACAUGAAGCUCCGUGGAUUAUACGGUCCAAAGAAUUAAAAGCUGAAGUUAUUAUAAACGUCGAUAUGGAACGUAAAUUACAACAGUCUAGCGAAAAAAUUCAAGAAUUAUUUAAAGAAAUGAAAUUGAAGGACCAAGCUUUGCAAGAAGCAGGUGUUAAAAUAGGAUUACUAGAGAGGCGUGUGGAAACUGUUAAGCAGCAGGCUGAUAGGAUUAAUUCUUUAGAGCAAGAGCUUGCUAAUAAAAACAAACAAGAGUCAGAAUUUGAAGAGGUUAUGGGCAAAUUACAUCACGAUCUCGAAAAUUUGGCACAUCAACAUCAACAAUCUUCUACUCUGAUUGCUAAUCUUGAUGGGAAAGAAUUACCAUCCGAGCAACCUAACCGUCCUCAUGAGGAAGAUGAUCUUGGUAGUGAUGGCAUGGGAAUAAUAUCAGAAGCUAGUCCUUUAGAAACGCAGCAUUUAACUAGUCAGAUUGAGUCCCUAAAACUCGCGGUCCGCUAUUUAAGAGCAGAGAAUUCUCACCUAAAAGGAAAGGAAGCUUUGAGUGUGUUGAAUUGGCACUUACAACCUAAGAGACCUCGCAGUAUUCAAAAUCAAAAUAAUAGUGAAGAGUUAUCGAAUAUUGCACAAGAAGCAAAAUCAUUGCUUAAAGACUUCCGUUCCAAUAGUUCAUCGCCUCGUGUUGUUCGUAUUACAAAGACAUUGGAAGACACGAAGAAAUGGCAGUCGGUAAAGAAAACACCAAUUUAUCAAUAUCAAAUACAACAAUCUGUUAUGUACACGCUUCAAAAACGAAGCAACGACUUGAAGUCAAAACUACAACAAUUAGGCAAGAUGAGCCUGCAAAAGUCUCAGAAACCUUCAAAGAACGGUAUUGUAGAUACACGACCUUCUCUUGUUGGACGAAUACGACUUCCGCUUUCAGACACUCCCAACAAUACGCAUUCACAUAAUAUUAAUAUUACAAAUCCGUCUGAUUUUGAGAAGAUUCACACUAUAUUUGUUAAUUGA
Molecule: messenger RNA, 2823 nt
Organism: Dentiscutata heterogama
Lineage: Eukaryota; Fungi; Glomeromycota; Glomeromycetes; Diversisporales; Gigasporaceae
Source: the annotation of a GenBank genome assembly